Cryptomeria japonica (Japanese cedar) is the source of this 582-nucleotide messenger RNA. RefSeq names its product putative ripening-related protein 1. The record is from RefSeq and is a predicted model, not a curated record. NCBI's taxonomy places the organism in Eukaryota, Viridiplantae, Streptophyta, Pinopsida, Cupressales, Cupressaceae. The transcript has a single exon. Bases 1 to 582 code for a protein of 193 amino acids.
AUGAAGAUGAAGAUGAUGUUAAUAAUAGCGUUUGUAUUGAUGCUGAGCAUAAGCACAGCGAAAUGCAGUAGGCGUGAUGGUGAAAGAAUCCUUGCCUCAUCAUGUAAACCUAGCGGAUUUUUGAAGGGCAACUCCCACGAGUGUAAUCGCCUACAUAAUUCAGAGUGCUGCAAGUCAGGGGAAAAAUACCCGCAGUACAAAUGCUCACCCCGUGUGACAGAGAAAACUAAAGCUACUCUCAGUUUGAAUGGGUUUGAUAGGAAUGAAGACGGAGGAGGACCUUCUGAAUGUGAUGGAAAGUACCACAAAAAUAGCGAACUUGUAGUUGCUCUUUCCACCGGCUGGUACGCCGGUGGCAGCCGGUGUCACAAACAGAUACAAAUCAAUAAUCCAGGGAAUGGACGAAGUGUGAAGGCCAUGGUGGUAGACGAGUGCGACUCUUUCUCUGGGUGUGAUAACGUUCAUGACUUCCAACCCCCUUGUGCCAACAAUAUCGUAGAUGCUUCUCCAGCCGUAUGGAAAGCCUUAGGAGUCGACGAUAAGGAUGCUGGUCUGAUGAGUAUCACAUGGUCCGACGCCUAG